GGGAUUUUUCGAGUUUUGACAAAUGGAAAAGACUAACAGUAUAUUCAGUGUGGUGAUACCAUAUGGUUAUCAUGAGUCCGCACGGUGCGGUUACUGCAAAGGGACACAUGGCGGUUUACACGCAACCUGGGGUAGAUUUACCUCGUUAUUUCAUUUUCAUCCCAUUUUUAGGCAUGGGUACAAAGCGAUUGACUGUGUCAGACUACCAGUACCUUAUUGAUCGGGGUUGGCGUCGGUAGGUUGUUUUCAUAAUCGUUGCACUUUUGUUCAUUCAGCUCUGGCACAUAUUGCUAUAAACCUAUGAAUAAGGUGACCUGUUGUCCUUGCUAUACCAUUCGCUGCGAUGCUGCUAAGUUUCGACCGUCUCGGUCUCACAAGCGUCUUCUUAAAGCAGUUGCUUUGUUCCUAACAACAGGAGUUAUGCCUAAGUUAUUUGGAAGGAGUGGUAACCAAUGGCGUGCCGAAUCCCUUUCUGAGGUGCCGAAUCACACUAAUCCAGCUACACUUGGGGCCCGGGGGGACAUUCCGAAUACUGAGUAUGCAGGUUCACAGGAAGCGGAUUCUCGGACAUCUGCGACUAGCGCACGUUUUGAUUGCAGUCAAACCACAUCACCGGAAGUAGAUACCUUUUCUACCUUCGUUAUCCCUGCUGGAGAUGUGCAAGAUACUUCCAAACGAUCGUCCACCGUGCCGAAGCUGACCAAAGCACACACCCGCCGUUGGAACGCUCGGUUGGCGAGAAUGAAAGCAAGAGCUUUAAAUGAGAAUCGGCCCUUCGAACUUUUAUUGAAGGAAUAUGAAGAACGGCGUAGGCGGCGUCUGGCCAAAAACGCUCCAAAGGAGCUAGAGUACUUUCUCGCUCAAGAACCAAAUAAAGGACAAGGAAAGCACCAUAUCGAGAUACGUUUGGUUCGAAGCUCACCAUCAAGUAAUGAGUUCAACUCUACACUGGACACAUCUUACCAGCUUUAUAAAAAGUAUCAAGUGACCGUUCACGGCGAUAAACCUGACGAAUGCACCAUGGGGUGCUUCACUCGGUUUCUUGUCAAAUCUCCACUAGUAACCUUUGGCUCUUCCUUAGACGUGCAAUACACUCCCAAGAGUGACGAUGCAGGUGAUUCGCCCAAUACAAGCAGUGUGCCAUCCAUGGGUUCGUAUCAUCAACAAUACUGGUUGGAUGGGGUCAGACUGAUUGCAGUCGGGGUUAUCGAUAUUCUACCCCGUUGUUUGUCAUCCGUUUACCUCUACUACGAUCCAGACUACUCCUUCCUACAUCUGGGCACUUAUUCCGCCUUACGAGAACUGGGCUUCGUUCGUGAUCUCAUCCGCACUCAUGGCCUUACCUCUGUAACCCCACACCCCCUGUACGUUCACUUUGAUUCCUAUUAUAUGGGCUAUUACAUUCGAUCCUGUCCUAAAAUGUCCUACAAAGCGCAGUUCCACCCCUCCUAUCUGGCCUGUCCUGAGACCUAUAUUUGGGUCCCCGUGAAAUCUUGCUUGCAACGCUUGGACAGCGCACCUGGCGGCAAAUAUGCCAGGUUUUCCGACGAAAGCGCCACAGAUGUCCACGCCAUUUCAGAACCCCUGGAUCCAGUUGAUCUAGAUAGGAAGAUUGUGUGCCGUAUAUCGUCUAACGAUCGGAGGCGACGGCGUGAACGGUUGCCCCCUGAGCCCGAGGAUGAUAAGCGGUUCGGCGUACCUGUUACGCUUGAUUUCUUGAGGCGGCACAUCACACCAGAGGGUCUCCAGAUCUUCAGAGAAUGGGCAAAACUCUUGGGAAGGCGUGCUUUAGAUGGGAACUUUCAAAUUGUAUUUGGUUGAACAUGUUCUCUACCAUACUACCCUCACUGUUGCACGACUUAAACCUGUACUUUUUGUGUAUCUGCCAUUUGUCUGGAACAACACUGUUUUUCUGUUUAUUUUUUCCUCUAUGAAGCUUGCCCGAACAUGAGUUCAUUCAUCUCAGUCAUUUCAGCGGAUAUUGUAGUUUGUGACAAUGAAGAGCUCUCUGCUUAGCCUCUACUGAACUGCAGUGUUUUCGAAUUGAAUAAAAUAAC
Messenger RNA from Opisthorchis viverrini, 2057 nucleotides. RefSeq lists its product as hypothetical. Gene Ontology annotation, molecular function: arginyl-tRNA--protein transferase activity. Lineage: Eukaryota; Metazoa; Platyhelminthes; Trematoda; Opisthorchiida; Opisthorchiidae. Gene Ontology annotation, biological process: protein arginylation. The transcript has 7 exons. Bases 301 to 1821 code for a protein of 506 amino acids. Gene Ontology annotation, cellular component: cytoplasm. The record is from RefSeq and is a predicted model, not a curated record.